Messenger RNA from Penicillium arizonense, 1575 nucleotides. RefSeq lists its product as uncharacterized. The record is from RefSeq and is a predicted model, not a curated record. The coding region runs from base 1 to 1575 and encodes 524 amino acids. The transcript has a single exon. Lineage: Eukaryota; Fungi; Ascomycota; Eurotiomycetes; Eurotiales; Aspergillaceae.
AUGGCAGUAGCCGAUGUCGGAGAGAUUGGAUACAAUUUUCGCCUGGUCAGUACGACUCCACCUAUGGCCACAACUAUUCAGGAACAGCCACGCAACCUCAAGUCUAUGGCAUCUGGGCCCUCACAGUCUACCGAGAUGAUGAAGUCUGUCUCAAUGGCCGACACUCCAGAUGAAAACCACCAGGCAUCUGUGGGAUCCAUGCUGAACCUCAACGCCCAACUAUCUACCCCAUGGCCACCCUUCGAUUUUGAAAGUAUGCAAUUUGCAGAGGAUAACAUACCAGACGACUUUUGGUCUUAUCCAACUGAGAUACCUGGGAGCUCUCUGCCAUGGAAUGGAGACGUAACACACCUUCCCGAGUUUGAACCAACAAACAGCGAAAUCUUCAACGCAAUUCAACCUCCCCCGACCAGGUCAUUGAAUUCUGUUCAGACUUCAACUUCCGAUCAAUCUGUUUCAGGUCAUCUUGAUAUCAUCCAACACAUCACAGAGUACGAAUCAAGUGCAUCCGCACCGAGCGUCCAAUCGAAAUCCUCUUCUUCAUCAGAAAGCAAGUGGCUCGACAGUUUCAACGAAGAGGAGCGUUCAAUGUCUGUAAACCUGGACAAUAGGCUUUACAGUCCCUCUCAUCUCAUCUUCGGUCACACAUUCAUGGUCGGCUUGGGACAUCAGAUCCGGACUGACUCAAGCAGUCUGUGCCAGGAGAUGCUCGAGCAUCUGCGGGAAUAUCCCGGUCUCAUUCUCGACCGAGACUUUUGGUCCCCCUUCGUCCACCACAGACUAUACCGCUGCUCUUUGGGUGGAAUGGCACCACCAAUGGCAGACGCUUUGGCUUGUGUAGGUGCAUACGCGAGCACAGUCGGCUCAAAUUCCGGUUUGGUUGAUCGGAUGAUAUCCCAAGAGCGGGAGAAGCUUGUGCGGAAUUUCCACAGUUACACCGAUACCCCUGAAUUCUGCCUGGCUGCUAUGCAUGCUGUAUGCAUUUAUCAAACUAUUGGACUGUUCGGUGACAGCUUCUUACCUGCGGCUGUUAAAGAAGCAGUGUUUAGCAAUGGAAGUGAGGAGCGGCGGCAGGAGUUUGAGAGAUCUGCCGAACUCUAUAGCUCAUUCUUGUUGAAGAUGGCCCGACGACUAUCGAGUGUCCAUUCGAAGGCCCUCCAAAUCCACCACGAGGAUGAAAACGAUUGGAACCAAUGGAAAUUCAUGGAAUCCCUUCGUCGGAACUUCUUCUUCGUUCAUAUAAUCAACAUUCUGGACUCGCAGGCACGAAAGUUGAACGAGAGCUACUUUGAGCCACUGAACGACAACAUGAUUCUCAGGCUUCCACUUCCUGCUCCGGAACGAAUGUGGAGGGCGUGCAGCGCCGAAGAGUGGAUGAUUGCGCGUGCACAAACACUGGGACCUUCGAUUCCACCGAAGUCCCCUGGAAGUGGUGGUGAACCGUCUCUUCGGACACUGGGACAUGUCUUGCAGGCAGUCCAUGCAGGAAAGGUGAAUGUCGCGUCGUUAUUGCCACUAAAUCGCAUGAUCCUGGCGAGCGCUAUCAUUUCCCCACCAGGGGCUGCAUCAUUCUAG